Molecule: messenger RNA, 2010 nt
Organism: Naegleria gruberi
Lineage: Eukaryota; Heterolobosea; Eutetramitea; Acrasida; Naegleriidae
Exons: 1
Coding region: 1-1971 (656 amino acids)
Source: RefSeq, a predicted model, not a curated record
AUGUCUAAACACACUAUUCUGCCGGUGGCUAUUCUUGCAGUUGAGAUUCCAACGAGCAGGAAUAUAAUGGCAAGCUUUGCUCAUUCAGUUUCUUCUUCAAUUAGCACUAACCCACUUUCUCCUUCCUCUCCAGCACUUAUUCGAAAGGUGAGCAUCACUUCACCAAGCUCUCCAAUGUCAUCAUCUCCUGUACCAUAUCCACUUUCACCAAGCAAAUCAAAUCUUUCUUCAUCUUCCUCUAGUAACUCACUUUCGAAUAUGUCCUCUCCAAAACCUCUUGAUAAAGUUUCCCUUGACAAACCACAACUUCAAGAAGACGAUGGCUCCACAAAUAAUGGAAACGAAAUAGAAGACGAUGAAGAUGAUGCUCUCACUAGCAGUUCCAACUAUAGCAGUGGCAGUUCUUCCACUAAUUCUCUAUCUGAAUCUACAUUACAAGCAUAUCAGCAACAGCAACAAAUGGCAAUCAAUUUGGGAAAGUUGAGAAAUUCAAAUUCGCCUCUCUUAGACGAAUUGAGAGAAAGAUUUUUGGCUUAUUUGGAGAAACACCAAGAUUCUGCCACAAGUCAUGAAAUGAGAGUGAAAAUAAUGUUUUUGGGAAAGUUUUUGAAUCCUUCAACAAUGAAAGUGAAAUCUGCCUUUGAAAGACAUCAAGAAUUGAUUAAUAGAGUCAUUGAAGAGUUUUGUCAUGAUUUGGCAAUUGAAUGUGAUUUAACUGAUACAAAGAAACAAUCUGCAGAAUUGAGUAUUAGCACUUUACAGAAAAAUGGAUUGGACAGUGUUCCAUUCCUUGUCAAGAUUGUGAAACACAUCCAGGUCAGUAAUGAAAAGAAGAGUACUUUGAAGAAACUCUUUGUUCAUGAGAGGUUGGGACAAUUUCUCACAAGACAACAUGAAAAUAUUGAAAAGAAUUUAACACCUCACUUGUUCACUGAUUUGGAAAAUAAGAGUUUGGGAAUGGGAAUUAUUGACGAAUUGCAAGUUAUUUCACAAAUGUUCUUGUAUGAAUUGGAAGAUUGGUUCCUUCUCUUCCAGGAUCAUUCUCACAAGUUUGUUGAAAAGUGGUUGGCUCAAUCCGUUGACAGUUCUUCCAGUAAGAUUCCAAAAAUGGCCAUUGAUAUCAUUCUGAAAAAGAGAGAAUUAUUCAGACAAGCUGAAAAGGAAUUGAAACUUUCAUCAGAAGAUUUGGCAUUGAAAUAUGUUAUUGAUAGAGAUUGGAAAUUUGUCAACUUUUUAACCAAAGAAUUCAUGCCAGAUUGGUACUUGACAUACAAAAAGCAAAGUGGUGAGCUCAUUCAGUGGUGCACCAAAUCUGAUUUCUCUGUGGACAAGUUGGGAGCCAAGACAAUGAAAAUGAUUGGUAAAAUUGAAAUAUCUUUGGAGAAUAGUGUGAAUGCGCUUCACUAUGAUGACCACUUGCAAUUCAUCUUGAAGAAUAUCGUUUAUCAUGAAUAUGGAAAGAUUGACACGUCCAGUUCAAAAUCCAAAUAUGCCCUUGCAAAUAUGUCAUCAGAUUUUGAACCAACUUCAUUCAUGCCAAAGAGAGCUCUCGAAAUGGUUCUCUCCAGUCAAGCCUCAUUCGUGGGUGGAGAAAUGAUGGACUGUAUGUGUCUAAUGAAAUCAUGUGAUAAUGUUUUGGCAGGUGACUUAGCAGAAAGAGAAAGAGUUCGUGUUCCUCUCGUUGGUUCUCGUUUCCUUCAAAAGUUGGACAAUAACAGGACGAGAUACAUUGAACUGAAAAUGUUAAAUAUGGUUGGAAUUCUGAAUACUCAAUUAGUAUGGAAUGUAGCUUGUAAAAAGUUGGCCGUCCUCAAUCAUAAUGGAUUAUUAGCAGCACUGAAAAGGGCUGAAUUGACUGACUAUCAGAUGCCUCCACUCUCUAAAAAUCAAACCAUGAGAACACUCUACGAUAAUUGUAAACAACAGUUAGGAAUUGAUGUUUCGGAAGUUCUCUUCAAAAAGACAAUGUAAAUAAUAAUAAUUAAAAAUCUGAAUAAUUCUGCCUUAAUU